AUGGAAAUUAAUCUUGCGAAUCUUAACGUGAUAAAAAAUGCUGAAGUGACUGCACAGUCUGAUAGAGCUGCUGCGAGGAAAAAGCUGCUGGAAAGGGCCUGCAGCAGAAAAAGCCCUAGUCUUACAAAAGGGUUUAUACAGAGCACAGAGCCAGAUAUGAUGGCUGGGCAGACAUUGAAAUCGUCAUCGUCACAAGAGAGCUUAUUGUCGAUAAGGUCGAUGUUAGACACUCCAUAUGAAAUACACGACUAUAAUCCACGGCAGCCACCUCAACCGAUUUCUCUAGAGCCAAGACCAGACAAAAGAGCAACAACCCCCACAACAGCUGUAAAAACUAGGUCAAUAACUCCUGCUCUUAGAAAUGAGUUCCCUAGCCAUCACAUAAGUGAAAGUGACGCUUGGACAACUUUUGAGGCGAAAAACAUAAAAAAGCCAAAAAUGAAGGAAAAUACUGUUCCUUUUAGUCUGAUUAUUUUAGAAAAAUAUUUAUCUGAUGUGUGUACAUCAAUUGCAAAUAGUAAAAAAAUCACGAAUGAGAUCUCAAUGAAGGCUUAUUCUAUGAUUGACGUCCUUAAUGACUGCUAUCAGCUAAUUCCUGAUAUGUCCAUUGAGUUUUAUAGCUUAAUGAGCGAAAUUCUGCAUGACAUUAUUGAAAGGCCAAACAGAGAACAUUAUACGAUUAUCGUAAACAAAAUCUCUGAAGCUGCCUGCAUUAUACAAAAUAACCAAUUUAUUGACAAUCAACGAUUUGCUACCAGAAUUUCACUGAAAAACCUAAAAAGUGAAGAUCGGCUGAUAUCAGAUUUGACAGAAAAAAUGGGGAAAAUCACCCCUAGGAUGGUAAAUGUAACUUUUACAUAGCUUUGGCGACGACUAGUAGCUCACGACGAAACAAUUGAAGCUUUGUCGUAUGCUUUCAUGAUAAUUUUCGCUGGAGUUGACAAAAAUAUUGAAACUUUAUCCUCAGGAAAAAUUUUAAGUUCAAGAGUAAAAGAAAAUGUUGUAAAAUUGACUGCAAACCCUGGGCAUGUCGUCCAAACUACAAGGAAAACAUUUGAGUACAUAAAAAACCACGCAUUUUCACAAGGUAAUUUUUAUGCAGUUAACAUAAAAAAAGCUAGAGAAAUUCUUGAUAAAAUCAAUGUUGACCAGGUCAGAAAGUGCGAUUUAACAUGUACAGCACUUGCUUUAUAUGAGUUUUUGAUCACUACUGUAGAACUAUGUGAAGCGACCUUUGAAAAACCUUCAGUAAAGGAAAUUCAACCUAAAAAAAUUGUAAAAACUGCGUCAGGAUCUGUCCAUAAAUCAACUUCUCCUAUAAGAGAAGUCCCUAAAAUUAGCCAUGAAGCUAAAAUUGACGUAAACUAUGUGACAGUCAGUGACAAGUCCUUUGGAUGUGAACACAAAAGGACGAUUUCUCAAGACAACGUUUUCCAUGGAGGAUAUAGCCCUGUUGUAGACAUCCAAGAGCUGUCUCGAAAAUCCAGUGUAUCAGUGCUAAGACAAGAGACUCCUAAAAUCUUUACAAGGGAGCAAGAUCCUGUUGCAAUGGCUAAAAAAAAGCUUGAUGAGACCAUGAAAACGACCAAAGAAAUCCUCAAGCAGUCUCCUAGCAAAAGAGCCCCUCUGCGAGUAGAGAAAAAAGUGAUAAAAAAAGUUUCCAAGCUGGAAGACACAAAAAAUUCAACCCCAAUCACAAGCAGAAACACAACCCCCAAAAGAGAAACUCCAGUCAAAAAAUCUAUCCACAGUGACCCUAAGCCAAACUACACAAGGUCUCCUAGCCUUACAUCUGAAGAAUCCCCAGAACUUUCCAAGUCUUUUACAAAGCUCGAAACUUACGAUUCUUCUUAUAAAUCAGCUGAGUUUGGCGAUUUUAUAGAAAAAACUUUUAGGGAAUAUCUGAAAAAAGCAAUCAACAAGGACUCCUCCAAAAUUGACCCAUCCAAACGGCAGCAGCUGCUAGAAGAAUAUCAAAGACACUUAGGAAUGGAAAUUGUAAAAAGCCUGAACUCAAAGCUUGGAAAAGAGGACAAGCUAGAAGAAGAAAUAAUCAAGGCUCGGCAAGAAAUUGAAGAAGUCAAGCAAGGAAGGGCUUCCCCAGUAAGGCUUAAGCCUAAGAAAAUUAAAUAA
This is a messenger RNA of Blepharisma stoltei, 2133 nucleotides long. Lineage: Eukaryota; Ciliophora; Heterotrichea; Heterotrichida; Blepharismidae. The record is from the annotation of a GenBank genome assembly.